Cyclocybe aegerita is the source of this 312-nucleotide messenger RNA. NCBI's taxonomy places the organism in Eukaryota, Fungi, Basidiomycota, Agaricomycetes, Agaricales, Hemipholiotaceae. The record is from the annotation of a GenBank genome assembly.
UGUCUGGACGCGGCAAAGGCGGAAAGGGACUCGGAAAGGGAGGUGCUAAGCGCCAUCGCAAGAUUCUUCGCGACAACAUCCAGGGUAUCACCAAGCCUGCCAUUCGUCGUCUCGCCCGUCGAGGUGGUGUCAAGCGUAUUUCCGGUCUUAUCUACGAAGAGACCCGCGGUGUUCUCAAGAUCUUCCUCGAGAACGUCAUCCGCGACUCAGUAACAUACACAGAGCAUGCUAAGCGCAAGACGGUGACCGCCCUCGACGUCGUAUACGCUCUGAAACGGUCAGGGCGCACGCUGUAUGGUUUCGGUGCUUAGA